AUGGUCAUUUUCGUCGGCCUCAUCAUCCCACUCCCGUUCACUGUGAAACGGAAACUAUUUACUUUUAUCUCCGAGAGUCCCCUCAUAGCGAAGCUCCAAUAUGGCAUGAAGAUUACCUUCAUCUUUAUCCUUAUCCUCUUCAUUGACAGCGUCAAUAGAGUCUACCGCGUGCAGAUGGAAUUAUCGUCCUAUUCAAAAGAGCUGGGUGGAGCGGGAACUGCUGCCUUAGGCUCCGAGCGAAUGGAAGUCCAGGCGCGCAAAUUCUACUCCCAGCGCAAUAUGUACCUCUGCGGUUUUACCUUAUUUCUCUCCCUUAUUCUUAACCGCACGUACAUCAUGAUUCUCGAAGUUCUACGUCUAGAGGAUAAAGUUAAGCUGUAUGAAGGUGACAAGAAUUCUGGCGGCAAGGAAUCGGCCAAAUUGACAGAGGCGGGCAAGGCGGGUGAAAUUGGCCGUUUGCGAAAGGAACUUGAGGCUCGCGAGAGAGAUAUCGAGGCUCUGAAGAAGCAGUCUGAAGGUUUGUCGCGGGAGUAUGCCAACUUGAGUGAUCAGAUUUCAAAACGCAACGUGGAUCCAACCCCGAAAAAAGAUCGGUAA
This is a messenger RNA of Paracoccidioides brasiliensis Pb18, 597 nucleotides long. RefSeq lists its product as uncharacterized. Gene Ontology annotation, biological process: endoplasmic reticulum to Golgi vesicle-mediated transport; intracellular protein transport. The coding region runs from base 1 to 597 and encodes 198 amino acids. The record is from RefSeq and is a predicted model, not a curated record. Gene Ontology annotation, cellular component: endoplasmic reticulum; endoplasmic reticulum membrane. The transcript has 3 exons.